Ornithodoros turicata is the source of this 1235-nucleotide messenger RNA. RefSeq lists its product as uncharacterized. Gene Ontology annotation, cellular component: ciliary transition zone; cytoskeleton; ciliary basal body. NCBI's taxonomy places the organism in Eukaryota, Metazoa, Arthropoda, Arachnida, Ixodida, Argasidae. The coding region runs from base 164 to 1042 and encodes 292 amino acids. Gene Ontology annotation, molecular function: microtubule binding. The record is from RefSeq and is a predicted model, not a curated record. The transcript has 4 exons. Gene Ontology annotation, biological process: regulation of mitotic spindle assembly.
ACCAAUCCGUGACCAACCGCUCGCGUGCCACUCGGCUGGCUCUCUCACCCAACCCACGCUUCGUCGUGCGUUCCGCGUAUUGUGCUCCCUAUCGACGAGCAGAUGUUGAUGUAGGCAAGCUCCACCCGUCCGUCCGUUCAUCACAGACAGACGCCCAGCAAAAAUGGGCUUCAAAAAGUCGGAGUACCGAAAGAAAUUCAAGCGGGUGCCAUCAGAAAAACUCAUCGCCAUCUCCAGCGAGAACGCAAGGUACCGAUCGGACCGCCGUCUCCGCGAAUGCCGCCACGAACCCAUCGACUGGGACUCCGAAGGUUUUGACUCGGAAAGUGAAGACAGUGAAUUUCUACCUCCGACCAAACUGCACUUGCGACGCCUCGAACUGACUGGAAAUACGCGUCGCCCGGCUUCGGGCACAACGUCGUCCAGCCGAGGGUCGUCGCCCUGUGGGCACAUAAGGAUUCAGAAGGACAGAGCUGUCCAGACGGAGCGCACAAGCUCGGCGGUUCGGUACAGCAGGUAUACCCAGACCGACAGCGCGGAGUUGCUGAGACAGCGUCUACAUGAGGGUCGUACUGAACCGGGUAUGCUUAUUUUACUGAGUAACAACCACACAGAAAUAAAAAAAAAUGGCACUGAAUGCUUAGUGAGUUUAAGUAGUGAUGUCAUUCGUGCAGUGUUACACGGAGAGUUUUGCCAUUUCUGCUUACUGAGUUUGCCACAACUCUUCCACCCUCGAAAUGCUUACUCUCCUCCCAAUAAGUGCCUGCGUUUGGGUACCAUUACAGACCGAAGGCACCAGUGUUACCCCAGGGAGUCCCCGUUCGAGUUGUUCGGAAAGGCGGAGAUCGUCGACACGCUGGCUGCCAAGAGAACCUUCAACAUCGCGGCGUCCACAGAUGAGGUCCAUCCGUCUGCACUUCUAGCGGCAAGCAGACGACGUCCUCAGACUCCGAGCCCGAUUCACAGGAACGCUCCGCGGUCGCCACUGAGUCGCCCCGAUCGACAACGGUGGAUAACGGAGUACAACGAAAAGUACAAAUAAUGCCAUUUUUGUAUAUGCAACACAUUUUUAUACCGGCCACUCUACAGCCAAGCCUCGGAAGCUCCAGAAAGUCUUUUUUUCAGCCGAGCCCAAAUUUGGUUGCUGUGAUGGACAACUUUGAGAUUGUCGUUCUCCCACAAUUUUUGUUGUGUGUGUGUAAUGAGGGAGAAAAAAAAUCGUGUUUUGACACUGU